Molecule: messenger RNA, 462 nt
Organism: Staurois parvus
Lineage: Eukaryota; Metazoa; Chordata; Amphibia; Anura; Ranidae
Source: the annotation of a GenBank genome assembly
CACGCCCCUGCCGGCCUUUCCAUACAUAGCGCAUGCGCGGCGGCCUCCUCUUCCUUUCAGCCAUCUGAGGUCGCCAUGGCUCCCCAGAAAAAGACAGCGACGAAGGGCAGCAAGAAGAAGAAGCAGCUCCUGAAGUUCACCUUGGACUGCACGCACCCUGUAGAAGAUGGCAUCAUGGAUGCUGCUAACUUUGAACAGUUCUUGCACGACCGCAUCAAGGUGAAUGGAAAAGUUGGAAACCUGGGUGGUGGAGUAGUCACUAUUGAGAGAAGCAAGAGUAAAAUCACUGUGACUUCAGAGGUGCCAUUUUCUAAGAGGUACUUGAAAUAUCUGACUAAGAAAUACCUGAAGAAAAACAGCCUCCGUGACUGGCUCCGUGUGGUUGCAAACAGUAAGGAAAGUUAUGAAUUAAGAUACUUCCAGAUCAACCAGGAUGAAGAGGAGGAGGAAGACGAAGAUUAA